UAACAAACUCGUCUGCCCGUGACGUACAAUAUCAACAUAGGUACAGUUUCUACGAGAAACGCCGGUCUGGGUGGCGGGUUUUAAAGGACGGAGUGCGACGCUUCAUGGUUUCGGGAUUAAAAGUUCUUUGUGGAAUUAUAAACGAUGGCAUCUGUGAACGAGAGCUUGAUGGCACUAAAGACGGAAGUGGAAGUUUUGAAGGAAUGGCAGUCAUACACCAAUGACAACAUGGACCAGUUUUUCCUUAUAACUAUGGGAACAAUCAUCUAUCUGAUGCAGGGUGGUUUCGCCCUAUUGGAGGCCGGGUCUGUCCGAAGUAAAAAUACUACCAACAUCCUCAUCAAAAACCUGCUCGACUCAUUUAUUUCUGGGGUUUGCUAUUGGCUGUUUGGUUAUGCAUUUGCGUUUGGCGGAGGGAACGCUUUCAUAGGGACAGAGAACUUCGCACACAGCAAUCUAGAAGACACGGAGUAUGCCUACUGGUUUUUCCACUUCGUGUUCGCUGCCACCGCCGCCACCAUUGUUUCUGGUGCUGUGGCCGAGAGAUGUGACUUUGUGGCCUACCUCGUUUACAGCUCCCUCAUUACGGGUUUCAUAUACCCGGUGCUAACUCACUGGGCGUGGUCGAGUGAGGGCUGGUUACUGAAGGGCUUUACUUAUACUGUCGACAACGAGACAACGAUAGACGUCUCUUAUAACGAUUUCGCCGGAAGUGGGGUAGUGCACAUGCUCGGAGGGAUUGCCGCCUUUACUGCUGCUUUGAUAAUGGGGCCGAGGAUAGGACGAUUCGAUAAGGACACCGGCGCACCUGAGGACAUCAAGGGCCACUCUGUUCCGCUCUCGGCCUUGGGCGGGUUCAUUCUGCUUUUCGGAUUCUUCGCAUUUAAUGGGUCGUCGCAGGGCGCCAUCUCAAAUGAGGGCGACGGGGCGGCCGUCGCUACCGCCGUCAAAAACACCGUCAUCUCCGGGUCGUCCGGUGCGCUGGUCACACUCAUAAUGAAUAGACUGCCUUUCAUUGGCGACAAAAAGUGGAGCUUCCUAACAACCCUCAACGGGGCCCUAACGGGCAUGGUGUCAGUUUGCGGAGCAGCGAAUCAGAUUGAGACGUACGGAGCUCUGUGCAUCGGCGCAAUAGGGGGAUGCGCCUACAUGAUUACGACAUGGGUAGUGCUAUUCAAGUUUAAAGUUGACGACCCAUUGGAUGCAACUGCAGUUCACUUCGGCGGAGGCACUUGGGGGGUGAUCGCGGUCGCAUUCUUCUCAACAGACUUCGGCAUCCUUUAUCACUGGGACACACGCUCAGGACUGUAUCUCGCCUGGCAGCUGGUGGGAGUACUGGCCAUUGUUGCAUGGGGUGGUAUCCUUUGUGUGCUAAUGUUCUUCAUCCUAAAAAAGCUAAACCUCCUGCGAGUAUCAUUUGAAUAUGAAAUGAAAGGUUUAGACAUACCCAAACACGGCGAGCCUGCCUACCCAGUAGAAGCGUACGGACAUGGUUGGGAAGAGAAAGGGGACACACUCCGGUCUAUGAUCAAGAAGUCCACAACUACCUUCCAUAAUACAAUGAUCGGAGAAAAGGGAGGUCUUCCAAUGACAAUGGAUGCAAAACCCAAACGGGCGGGCGACAUCAAAAGCAUGGAAUCAAACUCCUCACUCUCCUCUAUCAAGACGGACACUACCCUGCUCUGAUCUAAUCCAACAUCAUUUAUUCAGUAGACCUGUACACGUCAUUUGUUAACACUUGUGCACGUCAUUUAGUUUGUAAAUUGUUUACGUCAUUUAAUAUGUAGAAUGUUGUAUACCUUUCAAUAAGUAAACUGUAUUACGUCACACAAUAAGUGGACUGUUGAAUACGUCAUCAAAAGAAGUAGAUAAUGUUGUAUAUGUCAUUCAAUCAGUAUGCAUCAUUUAAAAAGCUUCACGACUGUUUCAAUCAAACGGUAAUAUAACUGGUUAUAUACUUGUUGUUUAAAAGUAAGAGUCAGAAAAAAUCACGGUUUGAAUACGUUGAAGACGAUUGGGCGAACGAGGUCUUGUGCUUAUAUACACUUGUCAUAUAUUUGUAUUAUAUAGGUUUUAUUCCAAGAAAUUAUAAUAUGGAUAUAUUUUCAUCUUGAUUAUCCACCAAAUGAUCUGAUUAAUGUGUGUCUAUCAUAUAACUACCAAUAAUAUACAUGCAUUGCUCUUGUUGAUGGAAACAUGAUUCUUUGAUGUAGAACAAUAGCAAUACAGUCAAUAAUAUCAGGACCACGUGACAUCUUUGUCGAAACCCAAGUAUGAUACCUCUUGCCCAGUUUUAUAAAGAUGCCACAAAUGAGAUUAAAGUAAACUUUGGGAAACUCGAGCGCGUGAGGCCAAAAACCGCAACUAUGUUUACGCCAUGAGCUAAACUGAAUCCAAUUAGAUAAUCUUAAUUAGAUAUAGCAUAUAUGAGAUAAAAUAGUAUUUGUUAUAAAAUAUGAAUAAACAUUAAGAUUUGGGAUAUAUCACCAUAUAAAAUACAUCUUUCUAAAAGGUGACUAUUUUGUUCAAUAAAUUUAAUCA
Messenger RNA from Mizuhopecten yessoensis (Yesso scallop), 2541 nucleotides. Its product is annotated as putative ammonium transporter 1. The coding region runs from base 145 to 1686 and encodes 513 amino acids. Gene Ontology annotation, biological process: ammonium homeostasis; ammonium transmembrane transport. The record is from RefSeq and is a predicted model, not a curated record. NCBI's taxonomy places the organism in Eukaryota, Metazoa, Mollusca, Bivalvia, Pectinida, Pectinidae. Gene Ontology annotation, molecular function: ammonium channel activity. Gene Ontology annotation, cellular component: membrane. The transcript has 12 exons.